ACAUAGUCGUACUGCUCCGUCUACAGUCGCAUAUCAACAUGGAAAGUUGACACAUCCAGCUCUGAAUCGAAGAUCGACACAGUCUUAACAAAAAGUCUGACUUAGGCUUUAUUCUGCUGAAAAAAAAUGGAUAUUAGUUAUCGAAGGAGCCUGUCUGAGGGCAUUAUGCUUGAGGAUAAUGACCCUGGAUAUGUUCAUUUCUCUGGAAACCACCCUAAUGAAAUUCAACGAGGAGAUGAAAUGGUCGGUUCCACAAAAAAAUCAGCAAUCGACAUACUGAAACUAAUUGAACCAUACAAUGGCAGGAAUCAAGGGCUGUCUAAGUCAGCCAUGAGACCCAGUAAAAGUCUGGGAAAUUUGGAUAACAGUAUCAAAGCUCCAGAAGAGCUACACAACGACACUUACAACAGGCUUUACAAUGCUAAAGUCAGGAGGUUUCUAAAACAAAAACCACAAGGAAAAAGUCAAGAGGAUAUGAGCAACCCUUUAACUAGUCAUCUGAGACUGGGAAGGUAUGAUGCUGCGGACAUUGACCUGAAAGGCCCAAGACUAGACAUGAAAUCUGAAAAGUCUAACCUCCAAAUCAGCCAUGAUACUGAUGUUACAGGAGGCUUCAUGGGGUCCGAAGGACCUGACAUUGAUGUGAGAGGACACUUAGAAAGGCCAGACUUGAGUUGGUCUUCUGGUAAAUUUGAUGCAGAUUAUGAUGUUACUUAUAUGAACAUUGAUGGACCCAAAGCAAACCUUAAAGGUGUAUCACUUCCAGAUAUGGACCUACCAUAUGGGACAUCAAAAAUGCCCAAAUUCAAGGCACCCGAGAUGGAUCUCUCUUUGUCUAAAAUGAAAGGACAGAUAAAUUCACCAAAUCUUACAACCCCAGAUUUAGAUGUUAAUGUCCCAACUGGUAAAAUUAAAGGACCAAAGGCUGAUAUCAGAUCACCUGAAUUUGACAUUGAUGCUCCUUCAGGGAAUUUAAAAAUGCCAACUAUCAAAGGCCCCAACAUAAAAGGAGACAUAGGUUCACAAAACAUGAAUUUGGCUUUCCCUGGCUCAGAUUUAAAAGGACCAAAACUAGACGUGGAAUCCCCUGAUGUUGACAUUGAAGGUCCUUCCGGAAAUCUCAAAAUACCCAAAAUAAAAACACCCAAAUUUAACAUUCCAGGUUUUAAAGGCCCUGACCUUGAUGUCAAAGGAGACUUGAAUGGCCCAGAUUUGAGCAUGUCCUCUCCUAAAUUUAAUGCAAAUAUUAAUGGCCCUGACCUUGACAUUGAUGGACCUACUGCAGACAUUAAAGGUGUGACACUUCCAGAUAUGGAUCUACCUUCUGGGAAAUCAAAAAUGCCCAAAUUUAAGAUGCCUGAUUUUGGACAGUCAAAAAUAAACGCAAAGGCACCUGAAAUGGAUCUCUCUUUGCCUAAAAUGAAAGGACAAAUAAAUUCACCAAAUCUCACAGCCCCAGAUUUAGAUGUUGAUGUCCCAACAGGUAAAAUUAAAGGCCCAAAGGCUGAUAUCAGUGCACCUGAUUUUAACAUUAAUGCUCCUUCGGGGAAAAUUAAAAUGCCAAAUAUCAACGGCCCCAGCAUAAAGGGAGACAUAGGUUCACCAGACAUGAAUUUGGCUUUUCCUCAAGCAGAUAUAAAAGGGCCAAAACUAGAUGUUGAAACCCCAGAUAUUGGCAUUGAUGGUCCUUCUGGAAAAUUUAAAAUGCCUAAAAUGAAAACACCCAAAUUUAGCAUGCCUGGUAUUAAAGGACCUGACCUCAGUGUCAAAGGAGAUUUGAAAGGCCCGGAUUUGAGCAUGUCCACUCCUAAAUUUAAUGCAGACAUUAAUGGUUCUGAUAUUGGCAUUGAUCAACCCAAAGCUAACAUUAAUGGCAUGGACCUUCCAAAUGUACACUUGCCAUCAGGUAAAACAAAAUCACCCAAGUUUAGGUUUCCUGGUUUUGGACUCUCAGGGCCUAAAGUCAAAGCACCUGAAGCUGAUCUUUCACUCCCUAAAGUGAAAGGACCGAAUAUUAAAACCCCAGAUUUUGAUGUAGAUGUCCCAACAGGUAAAAUUAAAGGACCAACUCUUAAAGGCCCAAAGGCUGACAUUAAGGCACCUGAAUUUGACAUUAAUGCUCCUUCAGGGAAAAUUAAAAUGCCAAAUAUCAAUGGCCCCAGCAUAAAGGGAGACAUAGGUUCACCAGACAUGAAUUUGGCUUUUCCUCAAGCAGAUAUAAAAGGGCCAAAACUAGAUGUGGAAACCCCAGAUAUUGGCAUCGAUGGUCCUUCCGGAAAGCUUAAAAUGCCCCAAAUGAAAACACCUAAAUUUAGCAUUCCUGGUAUUAAAGGAACUGACCUCGGUGUCAAAGGAGAUUUGAAAGGGCCGGAUUUGAGCAUGUCCUCUCCUAAUUUUAAGGCAGGUAUUAAUGGUCCUGACCUUGAUAUUCAUGGACCCAAAGCUAAUGUUAAUGGCAUGGACCUUCCAAAUGUACACUUGCCAUCAGGUAAAACAAAAACACCCAAGUUUAGGUUGCCUAGUUUUGGACUCUCAGGACCUAAAGUUAAAGCACCAGAUGCUGAUCUUUCACUGCCUAAAGUGAAAGGACCAAAUCUAAAAAGCCCAGAUUUUGAUGUAAAUGUCCCAACAGGUAAAAUUAAAGGACCAACUCUUAAAGGCCCAAAGACUGAUAUCAAUGCACCUGAUUUUAACAUUAAUGCUCCUUCAGGGAAAAUUAAAAUGCCGAAUAUCAACGGCCCCAGCAUAAAAGGAGACAUAGGUUCACCAGACAUGAAUUUGGCUUUCCCUCAAGCAGAUAUAAAAGGGCCAAAUCUAGAUGUGGAAACCCCAGAUAUUGGCAUUGAUGGUCCUUCUGGAAAACUUAAAAUGCCUAAAAUGAAAACACCCAAAUUUAGCAUUCCUGGUAUUAAAGGACCUGACCUUGGUGUCAAAGGAGAUUUGAAAGGGCCAGAUUUGAGCAUGUCCUCUCCUAAUUUUAAUGCAGAUAUUAAUGGUCCUGACCUUGAUAUUCAUGGACCCAAAGCAAACCUUCCAAAUGUACACUUGCCAUCAGGUAAAACAAAAACACCCAAGUUUAGUUUUCCUAGUUUUGGACUCUCAGGACCUAAAGUCAAAGCACCUGAGGCAGAUCUUUCACUGCCUAAAGUGAAAGGACCAAAUCUUAAAAGUCCAGAUUUUGAUGUAGAUGUCCCAACAGGUAAAAUUAAAGGACCAACUCUUAAAGGCCCAAAGGCUGACAUCAAGGCACCUGAAUUUAACAUUGAUGAUCCCUCUGGAAAAUUGAAAAUGCCAAAUGUCAAAGGUCCCAACAUUAAAGGUGGUAUGGGUUCACCAGACAUGAAUUUGGCCUUCCCUGAAGCAGAUUUAAAAGGGCCAAAACUAGAUGUGGAAUCCCCAGAUUUUAACAUUGAUGGUCCAUCUGGGAAACUUAAAAUGCCUAAAAUGAAAACACCCAAAUUUAGCAUUCCUGGUUUUAAAGGACCUGACCUCGGUGUCAAAGGAGAUUUGAAAGGGCCGGAUUUAAGCAUGUCCUCGCCAAAGUUUGAUGGGGACAUUAAUGGUCCUGACCUUGAUAUUCAUGGACCCAAAGCAAACCUUCCAAAUGUACACGUGCCAUCAGGUAAAACAAAAACACCCAAGUUUAGUUUUCCUAGCUUUGGACUCUCAGGACCUAAAGUCAAAGCACCUGAGGCAGAUCUUUCACUGCCUAAAGUGAAAGGACCAAAUCUUAAAAGUCCAGAUUUUGAUGUAGAUGUCCCAACAGGUAAAAUUAAAGGACCAAAUCUUAAAGGCCCAAAGGCUGACAUCAAGGCACCUGAAUUUAACAUUGAUGCUCCCUCUGGAAAAUUGAAAAUGCCAAAUGUCAAAGGUCCCAACAUUAAAGGUGGUAUGGGUUCACCAGACAUGAAUUUGGCCUUCCCUGAAGCAGAUUUAAAAGGGCCAAAACUAGAUGUGGAAUCCCCAGAUUUUAACGUUGAUGGUCCUUCUGGAAAACUUAAAAUGCCCAAAAUGAAAACACCCAAAUUUAGCAUUCCUGGUAUUAAAGGACCUGACCUCGGUGUCAAAGGAGAUUUGAAAGGGCCGGAUUUAAGCAUGUCCUCGCCUAAGUUUGAUGGGGACAUUAAUGCUCCUGACUUUUACAUUAAUGGACCCCAAGCUAACAUUAAUGGCAUGAAACUUCCAAAUGUGUCCUUAUCAUCAGGUAAAACAAAAACACCCAAAUUUAAGCUGCCAAGUCUUGGACUGUCAGGACCUAAAAUCAAAGCACCUGAGGCAGAUCUUUCACUGCCUAAAGUGAAAGGACCAAGUCUUAAAACCCCAGAGUUUGAUGGUAAUUUCCCAACAGGUAAAAUUAAAGGACCAACUCUUAAAGGCCCAAAGGCUGACAUCAAGGCACCUGAAUUUAACAUUGAUGCUCCCUCAGGAAAAAUUAAAAUGCCAGAUAUUAAAGGCCCCAAUAUUAAAGGUGAAAUGAGUUCACCAGACAUGAAUUUGGCUUUCCCUGAAGCAAAUUUAAAAGGGCCAAGGCUUGAUGUGGAAUCUCCUGAUUUUGACAUUGAUGGUCCUACAGGAAAACUCAACAUGCCUAAAAUUAAAACACCCAAAUUUAGCAUUCCUGGUUUUAAAGGACCCAACCUCGAUGUCAAGGGAGACCUGAAAGGCCCGGAUUUGAGCAUGUCCUCUCCCAAAUUCAAUGCAGAUAUUAAUGGUCCUAAUGUUGACAUUGAUGAACCAAAUGCUAAUGUAAAUGGCAUAAAACUUCCAAAUGUGUCCUUACCAAAAACACCUAAGGUUAAGUUGCCUGGAUUCUCAGGACCUAAAGUCAAAGCACCUGAGGUGGAUCUCUCACCACCUAAGAUGAAAGGUCAGAUAAACUCACCAAGCCUUAAUGUGCCAGGUUUAGAUAUUGAUGUCCCAACUCUUAAAGGCCCAAAGGCUGAUAUCAAGGCACCUGAAUUUAAUAUUAAUUCUCCCUCAGCAAAAAUGGCAAAUAUCAAAGGACCCAACAUUAAAGGACAAUUGGAUUCACCAUACAUGAAUUUGGCUCUCCCUGAAGCUAAUGUGGAAGGGCCUAAACUAGAUAUGAAAUCGUCUGAUAUUGAUAUUGAUGGUCCUACAGGAAAAAUCAAAAUGCCAAAAAUUAAAACCCCAAACUUGAACCUGCCAGGUUUUAAAAGCCCUGACAUUGAUGUAACAGGAGACUUAGAAAGGCCUGAUUUUGGACUCUCAAAUGCGAAGGCACCUCAGAUGGAUCUCUCUUUGCCUAAAAUAAAAGGAGAGAUCAAUUCACCAAAUCUCACUGCCUCAGGUAUAGAUCUUGAUGUCCCAACAGGUAAAAUUAAAGGACCAGAUAUUCAUGCACCUGAGUUCGAGAUUGAUGCUCCAACUGGAAAAAUUCAAAUGCCACACAUCAAAGGCCCCAGCAUAAGGGGUGACAUGGGUUUACCAGACAUGAAUUUGGCUUUCCCUAAAACAGAUAUAAAAGGGCCAAAUCUGGACAUGAAAUCCCCAAAUAUUGACAUUGAUGGUCCCACAGGAAAAAUUAAAUUACCCAAAGUAAACACUCCAAACUUUGGCCUUUCAGGCUUUAAGGGACACGAUCUUGAUAUACAAGGAGACUGGGAAGAACCAGAUUUGAACUUGGCAUCCAAAAAAAUUAAUUCAGUAUAUGAAGCACCUGACAUUAACAUUGAUUCAAGAAAUCGUAGUUUAGAAGGUCCCAAAACAGACUUUACAUUUCCAAAUGUUGACAAUUUUAAAAUGCCUGAACUAAAGAUGCCCAAAUUAGGACUCUCUAGUCCUAAAUUAACAGCCCCAGAGAUGGAUGUAUCACUUCCUAAAAUUAAGAGAGAUAAUUCAGCAGACUUUACUAUCAAAGACUAUAAACCAUCCAGUACAUCAAAAUUUGACAUUCAAGGAUUUAAUGAGCCUGGGCCUCAUUUGAACGUAUCUACAAUGGAUUCUGAGUUAGGGAUUCCUGAGUAUGACAUUUAUGGACCUACAACUAAUCUUAGAGGUCUCAAAACAGAUCUUACAAAUCCAGCCACUGACUUGCCAUCAGGCAAAAUAAACAUGCAUGAUGGCAGUGACAAAUCUGACAUAAAAUAUCACAGGGAUAAAGAUGCAUCAUAUGGAAGUUUGAACUUUGCAAAUGACAUUGAAGCUUUAGUAUCAUCCAUAGAAUUUGAGGUACCAAAACAACCCUUAAAGGGAAGCUCAAAGUUUAAACUGCGAACGCAAGUUUAAUGAGAAAAAGAAAUGAUUGCUUUAAUGCACUUUAUGAAAAAUAUAUUAGGGUUAUAUGAAUAGUCACAUGUACA
This is a messenger RNA of Clarias gariepinus (North African catfish), 6323 nucleotides long. Its product is annotated as neuroblast differentiation-associated protein AHNAK. NCBI's taxonomy places the organism in Eukaryota, Metazoa, Chordata, Actinopteri, Siluriformes, Clariidae. Bases 127 to 6249 code for a protein of 2040 amino acids. Gene Ontology annotation, biological process: regulation of RNA splicing. The record is from RefSeq and is a predicted model, not a curated record. The transcript has 5 exons. Gene Ontology annotation, cellular component: nucleus; costamere; cytoplasm.